Molecule: messenger RNA, 576 nt
Organism: Diaporthe citri
Lineage: Eukaryota; Fungi; Ascomycota; Sordariomycetes; Diaporthales; Diaporthaceae
Exons: 1
Coding region: 1-576 (191 amino acids)
Source: RefSeq, a predicted model, not a curated record
AUGCGCCACACGCUUUCAAUUCUCGCCGUUCUCGCAAGCACUGCUCUCGCAGGCGAUAUUCAAGCCCGAGAUGCGUGCGUUGAUGCGUGCAACAACGCGUGGGACACAUGCCGUGCGAAGCCUGACGCGAACCGUGCCUCGUGUGCUGCAGACUUCGCUGGCUGCGUCGGGUACAACCCCUUCGAAUCAGGAUCUUUCGUUCCACCCACCACUUGUGUGACCACCACCAGUUCCACCCCGGCCCCAUCAGCUCCUCCCGCCCGCCCCUGCGUGACGGCUUGCAACAAUGCCUACGACACUUGCCGCUCCAAGCCUGACGCCAACCGUGCCGGGUGUGCUGCCGACUACGCUGGCUGCCUUGGGUACAACCCCUUUGAAUCAGGAUCUCUGAUCACGCCCACUGCCUGCGCUGGGGCCUCGAUCCUGCCCACGAUGGUUUCGCCAAAUGCCACCAGCUCGAAGAACAUGAACCCCCCGCCCGCCGCCACUACGAAGCCGGUACAAGUUGCCGGGGCUGGAAAUAUGAAGCCUGCUAUGGCGCUGCUUGCGGGCGUGGGAGCAGUGGCGCUUCUCUAG